Messenger RNA from Thermothelomyces thermophilus ATCC 42464, 1173 nucleotides. RefSeq lists its product as uncharacterized. Gene Ontology annotation, biological process: peptidyl-lysine dimethylation; peptidyl-lysine monomethylation. Gene Ontology annotation, cellular component: cytoplasm. The record is from RefSeq and is a predicted model, not a curated record. Gene Ontology annotation, molecular function: protein-lysine N-methyltransferase activity. The coding region runs from base 187 to 1116 and encodes 309 amino acids. Lineage: Eukaryota; Fungi; Ascomycota; Sordariomycetes; Sordariales; Chaetomiaceae. The transcript is spliced from 2 exons.
UACAGAUAACCUACCGGAUUGGAGUUUGACGGUGUGCUCCUAGUUGGUUAGGCAGAACCCGCGUCGUCAUCGUCGUCGUGCUGGCCUGAUUUACACGUCCAUUUACCGACAGUGGACUCACCUUUUCUAACCCCCCGACGUCUUGCCGUAUCUAGCACAAGCAUACAUCCUUCCAGAGCGAAAGAAAUGGCGGACUCGACCCCGUCACACCUUGACCCUUCCGCCCUCGGCACAAAAGAAUACUGGGACUCGCUGUACGAGAAGGAGCUAUCCAACCACGCCGAGAACCCGCGCGACGAGGGGACCGUCUGGUUCGACGACUCGGACGCCGAGGCCAAGAUGGUCGCGUACCUGGACGAGCACGCCGAGGCGGACCACGCGCUCGACCGCGCCGCCGCCGCCGUCCUCGACCUCGGCUGCGGCAACGGCAGCCUGCUCUUCGCCCUCCGCGAGGACGGCUGGCGCGGCCGCCUGCUCGGCGUCGACUACAGCGAGAGGAGCGUCGAGCUGGCCAGGCGGGUCGGCGUCUCGAGGCGGAGGGCCGCCCGCCGCGGCGGCGGCGGCGACAACCUCGACAUUGCGGUUGAGGAGGAGGCGAGAGCAGAAGAAGAGGGGAAGAAGGAGACCGGGAAGGAAGAGGAGGACAAAGUCAACGACGAGGAGGAGGAGGACGACGACGACGAUACAGAAAGAGAGGUGGAGUUCAAGGUGUGGGACGUCCUCAAUGGAUCGCUCGCCGACGUCCGGGCUGCACCACCAACGGCCACGACGGCGGCGCAGGGAAGCGAGCAGGGCCAAGGGUGGGAUCUGGUCCUCGACAAGGGCACCUUCGACGCCGUCUCGCUCAGCGGCGAGCGGGAUGACAAGGGGCGGCGGGUCUGCGAGGGCUACGGCGAGCGCGUGCUCCAGCUUCUGCGGACGGGCGGGAUAUUCCUCGUGACGAGCUGCAACUGGACCGAGAAGGAACUGCGCGACUGGUUCGAGACAAAGACACCGCCCACCGCGACGGGGGAGAGGCUGCGGCUGGCUGGGAGGAUACAGUAUCCGAGCUUCGAGUUUGCCGGUGUUCGGGGGCAAACGAUUAGUACUCUCUGCUUUGAGAAAACUGCGGCCUAGUAGAUUAUUAAUAGGUCCAAAGAAGCUCACGAGCACGGGUCAACAAGGACGACAGAC